Molecule: messenger RNA, 312 nt
Organism: Bipolaris maydis ATCC 48331
Lineage: Eukaryota; Fungi; Ascomycota; Dothideomycetes; Pleosporales; Pleosporaceae
Source: RefSeq, a predicted model, not a curated record
AUGUUCACAAAAUGUUUGCCUGUCGACCGCACUGACGUAACGCUAGUCGCAGGCGGCCCUUCCGCCCUCUGGUCUGCACUUGAUGUUCAAUCUUUGCAUCUUGCCAUUGCUCCUACACACCCAUUCCACAAUCUGACCAAAUACGUGCCUUUGGCCGACGCGAUUCUGCACAACUCAACUAAAGUCAUUUGGUUCCAAAAUUACGAAUUCUCCACGCUGAGGAACGGCCCCUUGAUGCAAAUUAGCAAACACCCAGCUGGCUCUGGCAGGACGUCCCACGGUAUCCUUGUUGCAGUACCCUCCGCCAUCUGA